CCUAUAAUUCAGAUAAUUUUGUUUACAUUUGCCACUUGAGAUAUCACGGAAGGUCGUCAAAGUGUUUCAGAACGAGCAGUGGCUUUAUUGGUCCUCAAACAGGCGAAGGUAGGUCUCUAAAGUAUUUGGACACUUUAUAAAAUAAAGUUCUGGUCUACUGAGUAUAAUUUUAUUCAGAAAGGGCGUCUAUAUCUUCUUUCUAGAUUCUUAAAGAAACUGCUGCGAUUAGAAGAUGAUGACUCUGAAUCUUGCCUUUGCGCUCGGUAAGUUUGUAGGUAUUAAAGUUAUGUUGAAGUGGCCCAAGAUGCAUAUCAGUCGACAGCUACACAGUGUUUAUCCAAGAAAUCUUUGGUGGCUGUUUCAGAACUCGUCUGUCUCUACUUAAUUUUGUGUGUUAAAUUGUAGAAUACUCUGCCCCCCUUAUUUCCCUCACAGACAAAUAAAACUAAGGCAUCAACUAAAAAAGCUUUCAAAUUUACUUCGUUCGGUAAAAACGGUAUUCUAAGAUCGUUUAUUUUUUAUUUCUUAUCUUUCUUGUAAAUCUGAAAAUACCAAAAGUUUUAGCCCACUGUUGUUUCCAGUUGUGGCAAGAGCCAAGUAUUUAAGUAUCUACAAGUUUCACUUUGUAGUAUUCUUUUAACUGCAUCUGUGUAUCUGUGUAGAGUUCAGGAUUUAUGGAAUGCACUAUAGCAAGUAGUACAUCUCAAAGGUCUUUUGAAAUGAUUACUUCCCAAAAAUUAAUCUAUUAAUUAUUAUUCCUAUGUCAAUUUAAUUCACUUAACAAAAUAAUUGGUCAAUAUAUGCUAACUUAAUGUCCAUAGUAUGCAAGCUUAAUCCUAGUGCAGUACAUGGAGGUUCUUUCUGAUAUUGCACAACAUUAUUAAUAUCUUCUUUGCAGGGUUCCUUUUUGCCUGCAUUCAGUUAAGCAGGACAUCCAAUAUUACCACAGGUGCUACUGUUGGAAUAUUUCUUCAAAAAGAGCUUAUUGUCUCUGAAUUUAUUCCAAGUGCUUGUAAGUUUUGUCAUCUAUUUUAGAAUAGUUUAGCUCAGGUGGUUUUUAAAGAUUUUUUUAUGAUGUACCUAAUAAUUUUAAAGUGAGCUUUACUUUAAAUAAAAAAUGUAUGACUUAGUUCCAUAUAUAUCUCCAUAAAAUUUAUGUAUUACCUUUAACUCUUUAAGCCACAAUAUGCACGUACAAAUUCUUCAGACUGAUCUCCAUACAUUUUACAAAGAUUCGGGAAAUAAGAUCUGCAAAACGUCGUACUACCACUUAAGGAACAUUUCUAAAAUUAGGAAGUACCUCACUGAGGAAACUACGGAAAUUCUUGUUCAUGCGUUUGUUACUUCUAAACUAGACUAUUGUAACUCUUUAUUGUAUGGCCUCCCUAAGCAUAUGAUAGGUAGUUUGCAGUCUGUGCAAAACACGGCUGCUCGUAUCGUUACUUUAACCAAGAAAUUUGAUCAUAUCACCCCUGUAUUGAUUCAACUGCAUUGGUUACCUGUUCACUUUCGGAUUCUUUUUAAAGUUUUAUUGUUAGUUUAUAAGGCGCUAAAUGGUAUGGCACCAUUAUAUAUCACGGAAUUACUUAGUUAUCGUACAUGUUCACUUACGCUACGCUCUACUGAUCAAAAACUUCUGGCAGUUCCGAAGUCAAGACUUAAAACAUACGGAGACAGGGCAUUUUCCAUUGCUGCACCUGAACUCUGGAAUGAGCUGCCAUUAGAUCUUAGAAGUUUAGUUACAAUUAAUUUAUUCAAGAAACACUUAAAGACUGAUCUUUUUAAAAAAGCAUAUAAUGUUUAACUUUUCGAUAAUUUAGAAUAGGAUUUAUUGUGAUAUUUUUAUAAAUAAGUCUGCUAAUAGGUUUUUAAUUUAUUCAUAUUUUAUUACCAGUGGGAUCUUUUUAAUUAUUUUAAUAUUAUGAAUUGUAAAGCGCUUUGGUCAAUUUAGUGGAGUUAGCACUAUAUAAAUUAUGUUAUGUUAUGUUAUGUUAUGUUAUGAAAUCUAGUGAAAGAUCAAAGUAUUUUCCCUUUUGUGUUUAUGUCAUUAAUUCUCACAAAAUUUUCUCUUGAAAGUGUACUAAGAAAAUUCAUGUCAUUCUUGGAGCUUAAAGGCAUUAAUAGAUAUUAUAAUGUCGAACUGUACAUUUUUAGUGCAGUGAUUUUCAUAAUAAACGUAUGUUUCCAUUGGGGAGACUAAUGUCUGUAUUUUUGUAUCUCAUUCAGCUGGCCAGACAGAGGUAAAAUUUAUAGCUUCUAGAUUAGGAUUCCCAGAUCUUCCUCCCUGGUUACUACUGGAGCAAGAUCAGCCAACUGAUAGAGCCUUCAUUUACGGCACUCCAGGACCUGAAGUCUCAAGUCAAAUAGUUUUGGAGGUACAAUGUAAAAUAACUGCUUCAUAGACCCUUGGUAAAAAGCACAAAAAUGACCCUUAAGAGUUAAAACAUGUUGAAAGCAGCAAGAAUAAUAGUAUAACAGAACUUGCUCACUGGAUAGUAAGCCUUCCAAGCUCUCAUUUUAAUCACAAAGCUUUGCACGCCAUCAAGCAAAGAAUUCCUAGUUUAAUUAUGUGCAGAAAAUUAAGCAAAAUGACUGGACUAGAUUAAAGAAGACUUUAGAUAUGUUUGAAUUACCUAAUCUGGGAAUGCUUCGCCCAAUCACUCCCAUAGCUUUAUAAUCAGAUUGGAUGCUUGGAUGGCUUGCAUCCGGUGAGCAGUUGCCUAGUGGUAUCCAAGUAUUUGACCAAGUUCUGCAAAGGGCGUAUAAGCAAAUGAGUCUCCAAUGCUACAACCAAAACACAACAUUUUGUCAUUCCACAAUUUGGUUGGUGUAAUUUCUGGGUUUUUGUCACUCUUUUAGGGUAGGUGAUGUAAUUGUAACAAUGGUUAUUUGGUUUUAGGUCACUGCAUGGAACAAAAAGGAUUACAACACAUCAAGAAAAGAGAUUUUGAUAAGCAUAGAUAAAUCCAAAGGUGUGUGUCAUUUAGCAUUACAUGUGGUCUAGUGCUUUCAUUACAACAUUGUUGUAGUUGGAGACAUAUUUAAGAUUGAAAUUAUCUGAUCCUCAGUCUUUGUCAGACUUAAUUGUUAUUUGUUUUAAGGCUAUAAAAUUGCAUCCUUAAAACAUUUGAUCAUGUCUUUGGAUUUCCUAAUGGAAGUGGCUUCUUACUCAGGGGUGUCAUUAAGAGGAGGGGCAGGGGAUUUCCCCCGGCUACUUUCAAAGGAAAAUAGAAGAAACGUAGCACUGAAAGAAAUUCCUACUUCAGGAGUAGCUGUUUUAUUCCCCACCUACCUGUUGUAUUUACCUGUCAGCUUGAAAUCUUAGUUUACUUCACUUGUCUGUUUGCAUGUUUUAUGUACAACUGUAACAGCUGGCCCUUCUGCAUGCUUCCUUGACCUCUGCUUUUUGUCUUGGUUAGUCUUAAUUCUUCUAUAAUCAGUCAUUUGGGCCUUGGACUACAGUACAUAUCCCAUAGUGUAUGAAAUAACAAUCACUUCUCAAUGUGCCAUUUAGGAAUUCCACGAUACCAAGCAGAGUUCUUGAUAAAAAACAGCAGCAUUGAUGAGUUUUUAGAGGGGAAAGGGACUGCAGACUUUGUUGAAAGAGUGAAAAAAGUCUGGCAGCCCAAAGGUGGAAUAAGGGUAACAUCAGUGGAAUCAAAACUGAACAGGGCUGGAAGAGUACCAAUCCCCCCACAGAAGGAAGGGUAAGUGAAGUCUUCUCUUGUUUGUUCAUGUAUUAUAUUUUCUAAUUUGUCCGCCUGUUUUUAUAAAGGGUGGUUCAGGAAACUUGUUUGAGAAGAAAAGGGUGAGGAUUACUACAUACCCUCUUGCCUGCAAUACAGGUUUCACUGAAAACAUUUUAAAUUUGUGUGCAAUUAAAAUAAUAUUAUACUGUUUUAUUUGUUUUGAAAAUUUACAAGCCAGUUGAAAUUUUGUUUCCCUUUGUCUUGUAUUUUAAAGCUUAAUUGUUUUUGUAAUUUGAACUCAAAUAGAUUGAACUUGAUAACUAUUUCAUUUCAUUUCUUUUCAUUUUAUUGGUUAAUUCAAAUUUACCUUUUUUUUACUGCCCACAAAUAGCAAAGGCUAGUCUAGGCGGGCAGUGUCUAUUUAAAAAAAAAUAAACUCUCCAAAUAGACUGUUGUGUUUUUUCUAUCUAUUAAUGACUAGAUUUCUUCCCAUGCAGAAUGCAGGCUAUUAAAUUAUCAUUAUGAUGCACACCAUGUAGAAUGAAAAAGUAACUUAAGCCCAUCGUUAUUUGAGUGAUAUUCUGUCUUGUUGGCAGUGUGUACAUAACUGUUGGUGGUGAUUCAUCCUAUGAAGUGUUGAAAAAUGAUUACCAAGGUUGUGCUGGAUUAAGUUCUCAAGCAAACCAACAGUUCUUGCCAUAUGAUAUUGACUGGUGCAAGUUUAGACUGGUAAGUCAAUGAUCUUUCUCUGCUCUCAACAUCCUUGUGUGAAUCAGCAUUGUUGCAGUGAAUGCACUCAACAAUUAAGUCAGGCUUGUAAACAAUAUCAUUAUACAGUUUAGGUCAGAGAUAAGUGAAAAACACGGAUGCAGUGCAGAUGCAUUUACCCAUUAGAUGAAAUUUUGGCGACACUUUAAUUUGCCAAUAAAAUGCACCAAAAUUAAGUGUCAUUAAAUUGAAAUUGUUGCUAAAUUAAAGUGAGUACAAUAUGAAACUCUGCCAUCUGGUUAGUUUCACACACACAUGCUAUUUGAGGGUCGAUUCUGACAUGUACAACUGUAUCAUUGACCUACAACAUAUACACGUUAUAGGUCAAAAUUAAUUAAUAUCAGGUUAAAAUUUUUUAACCCAGAUUAAUUCUCAAUUUCCUUUAUCUCCUAGCCCUAAUUAUUCAUGAAUUUUGUAACUUGUAACAUACACGUAACAACACACAAGCAUUAUGUAUCAACUCAAGCUUUUCAGGCCUAGAAAUGUUUUUUCUUUGUUGUUUACCAUCACAAGUUUACUUUGUCAGGCAUUGUUGGACAAAACAAAACAAUACAUUUGAAGAAGUACAAGUCAACAACAAAAACGUUUCGUGGUUUUGAAAGCACACAGUUUAGCCCAUUGCAUGCUAUCAUGCUCUAUGUAAGAAGUCAGAUGUAAUUACUAAAAAUGAUUCCUUUCAAUUCAGAUAUGCAUUUUAUGAGCAUUCUAAUUGAUAUAUAUACAGCUGUAUGUACUAAAUAAUGUUAUUCAACUUGAUUGCCCUUUUAUGUACAUUGCUAUAUAUGCAUAAUGUCAAUAUUCAGAGAAUGUACAUUGUAAAAUGCUAACAAAAAAUAAUAUUAUAUGGCAUUAUUAAAAUACUGUAGUGAUAAUAAGGGAUAAUUGAACCAUUAGUUUCUUUGCUCCUCCAAUUUAUUUACAUUCUAUUUACUUAACAGAUGGAUAUGAGCAAAUUGGCUGUGGUUGCUGGUAAUGUCACCAAAUCAGCACCCAGUGGAGAAGGUUUUGUAGAAUCUACAUAUGUAGCACCAGUGUAUGACUCCUCUGCCAGAGAUUUUGGCAGUGACUUUCUCCUACUAUUGAUUCUGCCGCUUCUUGUGGUCUUCGUCAUUGCCAUCAUCCUUGGCAUCAUCUUCUUCUGCUUCCGCGAAGGAAGGUCAGUGCCUUGGUCUUAUUUUGUCAGGGAGCUGUGCUUGUAUUUUUUAAUUAAGGGGCUCUUUACAUGGAGGGGGGAAUAUCCCUGCACCAGGAAGAUCCUGGAGGGCGGAUGAUCCAAGCACCGCAUGUUUUCUGUAUUCAGUUUGUAUACAAAGGGUCGUCAGGGUUGUCAGAAAGUUUUGAAGUAGACAGCUUAGUUGUCAAAGUAAGCAGCCAGUUCUGAAGGAACUGGCAAGCACCAAAGGUGCAAGCCUCUAGAGGGGUCUGAGGGCAUACUUCCCCAGAGAAUUUUUAUAUUUAGACGCUCUGAAAUGCUGUUUUCUGUACUCUCCAGGCAAUUUUCUCUCCAAAAUUACUGAAAAUCUAAAGUGAAUUAUAAGGUUAAUUACCAAGUGUGGCAUUAAAUUUAACUGCAAGUGACACAUAAAUACUUGCUAUAGUUUUCAGGAGAUGUUUCUUUUCCAGUCCAGUGAUAUUUUAUUUAAAAAACACCAUCCGUAAAGAAAUGCUAAGCAGAGUAGCCGGCUGAAACUAACCAAGUAGGCAGCAAUUUUUGCCAGCGGCGGGUUAGUUUUGACAACCCUGGGUUGUGCCUAGCGCUGGAUCUUCCAAGCACCAGGAUCUUCCCAGAUGAGAAGUACAUGUAGGAAGAGCCUAGUACCAUGUAAACUGCUUUCACCAGGAAGAUCCUUGUACUAGAGAUUAACAAGACAAAAAAAAAGGUGGCAGGUUGUUCAGUGGCUAACCAUGGCAUAAAUGCUGUCAAUUUCGUUUGGCCCCACCAGUUGUAAAGAACUGCCAUUUCUUACUGAAAAAUGUAGUUAUUAACAGUAGCGAAGAAAGCAGAGGGGCCCAAAUUGCAUGUUUGUUAUUGUCACCCAUCAUCUUACAUGUAAUUUCCUUCUCUGCUUGUUAAUCACACGAUACAGGCUAAAAUUUCUGCAUGUAAACCCAACAAAAAGUUGUUUUGCUUUCUAGGGUCUUCCUCCCUCCCUGUAACCAGCCCCAAAAUUUUAAGAUUCACCCCUGGUCACCCCUUCUCUUCUACAACCAAAUAUCUACAGUUUAAGCUCUCCAAGUGACCACUCUUGUAAGGGACCAGCUCUAGUUAUGACCACCUUUGUAAACCCCAGUUUGAACUGUGAUUUUAGCCUUGUAAUAGAAAGCUCUCAUAAUCAACUGCUUCGGUAAGCGAUUGCAACCACUUUUGGGAUUACUCAACUCGACUUUUCCUUUGUGUUCAAGCUCUCGUAAGUGGCCACUUGAAGUCUUUGUCACAUAGAUUAACACUAUGAUGAAACUGCAAUUUUUACCAAUGGUCUAAAAAUUGGACAUAAAGUCCACUCUAAAGACACUCAUUAAACAUUAAUUUCUUUUAUUUUUUCGUCAUGAAUUUAUUAUUAAAGAGUUUCAAAAGCUCUUGCAAGCAAUCACCCUAUACUGUUUUACCAUGGGGAAGCUUACAAGAGCUCAUUCUCGUAGGCAACCAGCUCUAGUUACGACCACUUUUUCAAAUUUCCAAGGUGGUUGCUUACAAGAGCUUCAACAGCACAGCCACCCUUGGGGAUGGGACAAGUGGCCUCUUAACCCUUUAAGCCCAAAAAUUCACAUAGCAAUUCUCCAAACUGAUCUCUAUACAUUUCCUUAAAGAGGUAGUUGAGAGAAUUUGAUAAAAGAUCAAAGCAUUUUCUCUUAAGCGAUCAUCUCAUUAAUUCUCAUAACGUUAUAUCUUGACAAGGUAUGGAUAUUGUUAGGAGAAAAUUGAUCUUGGUCACCGUUGGUGCUUAAAGGGUUAAUAGUAUUUUAGGUGGUUGCUUUUGAAACAGGUUCUGUUUCAAGCGAUUUACUGACAAUAGUUUUCCAUGUAUGCUUAAAUUGAAUUUCUAGUUUUGUACUACAAUUUGUACUUAGGGUUACAUUAACAGGUGUUUAUAAAUUGUACUUGGUUUGCUUUAUAUAUGGGAAUGUCCUUUGAAAACAGUUGAGUUUGUGCCAAGGUACAAGAAAGAACAGUUCAUUGUAGCUUUGGAACCCUUCAGGAGAUAUUUUAAAAUUGGUGUAAUCCAUAAGGGUUGUUCCUCAUUGGUAAUUGUUGAUUAAAUUACACAUUGUAGCCUUUUUAUUUCACAUUCUAUUCUUUAGAUUUUUAUUUUUUCUUGAUGUUCACUACGUAUUUUUUUUUUUUUAAUUUUUUUCAGGCCAAAGAGGGAUGCUGAGACUUCACGGUUUGUCCCUCAUUAUUCUUCUCUUUUUUUAACAUUUACAUGUAGAACUAAGGUUUCCAGACGGUCAAGUUAAGAACAAAUUAAACAAAAAUCAGUUUACAAUUUAUUGCUUCAUAUGGUUUCUUUCUAUCUAAAGCAUUUAUCUCAAAUUCAUCUCAUAUUUUGUGUUCAGUAAAUUAAAUGGUUAUAUUGUGGUAAAAAAAACUGUCUCAAUAGUAAUAUAUUUAUCCGGGAUAAAGUGGAUAAAGAAACAAAUUUUUCAAAUUGAACAUACACGUGUAACUUGUUUAAAGACUCACCUGUCAGAAUGCAAACCAGUUGGCUAAUACAAAUGUGACCCAGGGGUUGAAAUCAGCACCCCAAAAAACAACAUUUCUCCUUCUCGAGGUCAGGGAAAGUGAGGAUUUAAGUCUCAGAGACUACAUGAGAUCUUGAACACCAACCACUCAGCAAUGAUGCCUGAAUAAACAACAUUUGAGUGUUCAACUUAAUAUGAGCAGAUUUGAUAUAUUAGUUGACCAUUGAUUUUUGUUUUAACGUUUUUACUAGUUCCCAGUUGUCUCAUCAUGAUUCAAUAUUACGGGCAACAUUCCGAUUGCGUCAGCUGUCCCAUCAGAAUGGUGAUGAUUCUCACAAUGGUUCAGCUGGUCAUGACCCUGGCCAGCCAAGAGAGUCCUCAACUCCUUAUAAGCAGUAAGGAUUUUUUAUUUACAUGUAGUUUAUUUGCUAAUAUCUGCUACUCACCUAGACUGUUUGCUGUCCCCUAUGUUUUGAAGGUCAUGAAGAUCAAGCACUUUUCAACUUGUUGCCCUGUUGGAGAUGUUACUUAAAUGGGAAUAGGAAAUGGAAAACAGGGAAUGGGGAACAGGGAAUGGGGAGCAAGGAAUGGGGAACAGGGAACAGGGAACAGGGAACGGGGUUUGGGGAACAGGGAAUGGGGAACAGGAAACGAGGAACAGGGAACCGGGAAUGGGGAAUGGGGAAUGGGGAAUGGGGAGUGAUGAACAGGGGACAAGCAUAAGGUAUCAGGAAAAUGAAAAAUGAGAGGGUGUGUUACAUAUAUCUCUUUUAUCUGCAUAAUAAAAUAUUCUUUACAUCAUACUCAGCCUUCUUUCAAAAGCAUUAUUAUUGGUUGAUGCUUGGUUAUUAACAGAUUUCCUCCACCAAGCCAACAUGAUGACGAACCAGAUGCCCCAUUAGGAGCUCCCCCUCCAUACCGCCUGCCACCACAACCUGCUGUAAACAUAUCAUCACCAGACAGAAACAAUCAGUAUUAUCCAGGAUCUGCUCAAGGUGACUGAUGGCUUGGUUACUCAGUUGUGAGUAGGAUUCUUUGAUUUGUUAAGCGGCUGACUCAGCAGAGUGGAAAACAGGCUGGAUAGCACUGGAGAAUGCCACCAAAAUGUUUGAAAGGCCCAAAUAGCUAUUGUUUUCAGUCUGUCUAGAAGGCAAGGUGAACGCAGCUGGGGGGAAAUCUCAUGUUAUAACCCUUUGAUCCCUAAUAUCCACAUACAAAUUCUCCAGACUGAACCCCAUACAUUUCCUUAGAAUUGUUAAGAGAAUGUAAUAAAAAAAUCAAAGCAUUUUUUCCUUUGGUGUUUAUUUAUUUUCAUAACCAUUUCGCUUGACUGUGUAAUGAUGUUGUUGGGAGAAAAUUAAUGUUCACCACUAUUGGCACUUAAUAGGAUAAUUAAAAGUCUGACAUGAUUAACUCGAUAUCCAUGAAAAGAGGAACAGUGCCCCAUUGAUGAGUAAUUAUUUUAUUAAUGAAGUAAAUUUUUACUUUUUACUAAAUUUUCGCGAGUUUCAAACAUAGAAUAACAAGAGUUAGAUUCACAUUCCACAGCAUCCAUUUCAAACAUAAUCUCGCGUUCAUGCGCAAGUCCAUGAAAUAUGUCACGUGGAACAACAAGGCUAAUAGUCAACACACUAGUUAUAAUAGACAUUCUCAUGCGCCACCUGUUUUCCACUUCUGUCUCUGAGUAUCUAACAUAAUCACCCCCAUACGAGCUACAUGUAACUACUAAACCAGUGCGCUUUAUUUCUUUUCAUUAUCUUGUAUCAGCGUGCAACCUACUCACUUUGGCAGUCACUCAUUUGAACACUUUUUGCCAUUCACAUCAGUACACAAAUUACUAACACUCAGUCAGGACAUCGUGAGCAAACUGAUCCAUUCAAUUUCCAUCAUUUGUAAAAGUUUCUAUUUUCCUUUUUCGAUACCAGUAAAAAUCAAAUCAACUUACUGCCAAACGCUAUUAAAAGAGUGUACGGUGUGACCGUUCUCGUAGUUUUCAGUUCAAUGGAAAAUUUCAUCUCUGGAUCGGUAAAAAUGAAGAAUCUGGGUCGACCGAAUAAGUUAUAAAAUCGCUUAAACGCAAAAGCAGAUAUGUUCGUCUACACAUUAAACGAGAAUUUUUUUUCUUGUAUCUUUCAGGCAGAUCAAGAUACGAACGACCGCCUCCAUUUAUGAGCAGUGGCGAUGUACACUGAUUUUAUCAGAAUUUGGUGGGCUUUAGAGAUGUGUUAUUUUACACCCACAUGUUUGACGGGGUGCCUGAUAUUAUAGACGACCUUUUUUUACCGUAUUUUUUAUAUCUGACUGUGAUAAACGUGAGGCACAAGUCUCUUGUACCAAAAGUGUAGGUUUGACAAGCGACUCUAGAGAAAUCACAAGUGCCGUCUAAGCAAGACGCGGGUAAAGGGGCGUUGUAGGUAAUAUAUCUAAUUUUCAGCAAUAACGAGACACAGCAUUAGAUUAACAACGCGUAUUUUUUGUAUUUUGUGAUCUUUUAUAAAUAUAUCGUUAUAAAAAUUUCUCUAAAUACCUGUCGUUUGGAGGGGUGACCCUCGUACUCUAACAUAGUUGAGGCGCUAAGCUUUUCACGCACUGGUUUUCAUAUAAAUUGAUGUAAAUUCAUGUUUAUGUCAUGUUUGUUUUCUGCAGGUUUACAUGUUAAGAUAGUAAAAAUAACUUGUCUAAAUAGCGAACUUUAUGUCUACCAAAUUUUGACCUGUGUUACACUCAUUAAAAAAAAGUUUGAGAUCACCUCGGAGAUAGCGGUGGCGUUGGCCUCCGGACGUGACGUCAAUCCGUCCAACAUGAAAUUGGCGGAAGGCUGCUACGAAAGAGCGUGUCAGUUACAAAACAACGGCUAACCAGCUUCGCAGGAACAGAAAAAAAAAAUCAGAAGUCAGUCGAGCCACUAGUUUGGUUUUCAUAGCGGCUUCCCGCCAAUCUCAUAUUGUACGGAAUGACGUCACCCCGGGAGGCCAUUCCAAACUAAAGGCUCACAAUGCUGUAUUUUGACAACCUUUGGAGGACGAUUUCGAUAGUAACGGGUGGUCUUUCAAAGAUCAGGGAACGGUCAGGAACUGAACACGUUGUUGCGUUUUGAUUAGCGACUUUAAAUUAGUAAUUUUCUUUCCCGGGUGCCCUUGUCCUUUCUGCAUCGUUUUUACGCAGUAGUUGUAGUCCCUGUUUGUUUCCUUCAUCCCAAACCAUCUUGAUGUCUCCAUGUUAUGCUAUUACCCUUGAAUUAGUAUUUCUCUUUUACUGAACUAGCAUUCUAAGGACCUUCAAGAUAAUGUUGUACUUUGCUAAGGGCUUUAAAGGUCGUGACAGAUGCCAUUUAAGUCUUUCACCUUUAGGUCACAUUUUGGCAACAUUAUUUGUCACUCCAACUUUUAAAUCCGUGAACGAAGUCCUGAAUACUUUGUUGUUAUCUUUCAAAUGAAAACUUGCAUAGUACUAAUUGUUUCCUGGGAUUUUACUGAAAGAAUUUUUGUGUUAAGUCACUACCAGGAGUGAAAGGCUUAAAAUAAUGGGUCUUCACUGACGCCAGGGUGUAUGUUUUAAAAAGUACCUCUUUUAUAAGAUAAAGUAUAUAGGGAAUUGAACCGAAGGUAUACAGUGUAGUCAGUGUAACCGAGCGCAAAAGAUAAUAAAGUCAAUAUUUUGUAGUUUU
Porites lobata is the source of this 11805-nucleotide messenger RNA. NCBI's taxonomy places the organism in Eukaryota, Metazoa, Cnidaria, Anthozoa, Scleractinia, Poritidae. The record is from the annotation of a GenBank genome assembly.